Aspergillus glaucus CBS 516.65 is the source of this 946-nucleotide messenger RNA. RefSeq names its product SDR family oxidoreductase. Gene Ontology annotation, molecular function: oxidoreductase activity, acting on the CH-OH group of donors, NAD or NADP as acceptor. The coding region runs from base 42 to 770 and encodes 242 amino acids. The record is from RefSeq and is a predicted model, not a curated record. NCBI's taxonomy places the organism in Eukaryota, Fungi, Ascomycota, Eurotiomycetes, Eurotiales, Aspergillaceae. The transcript has 4 exons.
GCAGAAGAUACAGACCUACAUACGAUUUAUCUUCAAUCACAAUGCCCAACGUCCUAGUCACCGGUAGCGCUCGCGGCCUCGGCUUCGAGAUGGUCAAGCGUUUCGCGUCGCAGGGAGAUUUUGUCAUCGCUACAUCGCGAAAGUCCAGUCCUGGCAUCGAGGAAGUCGUUGCGCAGUCCAACGGCCGCGUCGUUUUUGUUCCUCUUGAGGUCACUGAUGAGUCCAGUGUUGCCCAGUCCGUCAACGAGGUCCAGUCGAUUCUGGGCCAGUCGAGUCUGGACAUUCUCGUCAACUGUGCGGGAGUUCUUGCGGCUUUGGAUGGCAAGGUGGCACAGAUGGACGAUCUUGCAUGGCAUAUGUCUGUGAACGUGACAGGCGUGCAUAAUGUCACCCGCGCAUACCUUCCUCUGCUGCAGAGCGGACAGGUGAAGAAGGUUAUCAACAUCUCGAGCACGCUCGGAUCCAUCACAAAUGCCCCGCACAUGGCCUUUUCUCCUACCCCGGCCUACAAAAUCAGCAAAGCGGCUCUCAACGCGUUGACAGUUCAAUACGCCCUGUCCUACCAGGAUGAGGGCUAUACUUUCAUCGCACUGUGCCCUGGCUGGGUUCAAACCGACAUGGGCAGCAAAAAGGCUCAUCUCACAGUCGACGAAGGAGUAAACGGUAUUAUGGAGGUCAUCAAUUCCGUCGAGCAGAAAGAUAACGGCACGUUCAAGAAUACCUAUCAUGCCGGAUGGGAGGUUUACGACGGCAAGGGAAUUCCUUUCUAAGCCUUUCUAUUUGUGUUCGGGGAUCCGAACAGUUUCGGAAAGUGGGCCGUCGGCAGUUUGGUCGGGACGGAGGAUUCUGUAAAUUAUUCAUUGCUUGUCAACUUCUCUACUAUUGCGUCGGAAAUUCUUCAUGUACAUAUAUUAGAAAGAAUGUCACAAGGCUAUUUCAUUGGGGA